This is a messenger RNA of Kogia breviceps (pygmy sperm whale), 4442 nucleotides long. Lineage: Eukaryota; Metazoa; Chordata; Mammalia; Artiodactyla; Physeteridae. The record is from RefSeq and is a predicted model, not a curated record.
AUCUCCCCCCCGCCCCCGGCCUCUGCAUCAGUCGGGUAUGGGACGGGACAUCCUGUUCUGACUCAAAAAGGAAGCCCCUUCUUUUGCCUUCCUGACUCACUUCCUCCUUUUGCUGGCCGUCUUGCAGCGUGACGUGGGCACUGGGGCCCAACAGACCUGGGCCUGCCCCUGACUCGGCGCCUCGGGAGCUGUCUGACCUGGGCUGGAGGGCUGGCCCCUCUGAGCCUCAGUUUCCCCAUCUGUAAGGUGACACGGUCGCCCCUGCCUCGGUGGUUGGUGGUAAUGGAUGCACCGCACCUGCCCAGCACCUGGCACCCAGCAGCCCCUGCAGGUGCCAUGACUCAGCAGCUGCAGGAGGGCUUCGCCAGGAGCACGGGGGACGCCCAGGAGUGGAUGAAGGCUGUGCAGGAGCGGCUGCAGAUCAAUGACAACACCCAGGGGCCCCGCGCAGCCCUGGAGGCCAGGCUGCGGGAGACCGAGAAAAUAUGCCAGCUAGAGCCAGAGGGCCGCAUGAAGGUGGACAUGGUGCUGCGGGCGGCCGAAGCCCUCCUGGCAUGCUGCCAUGAGGACCAGAAGCCCGAGAUCCUGGCCCGGCUGAGGGACGUCAAAGCCCAGUGGGAGGAGACGGUCACCUACAUGACCCACUGUCACAGCCGUAUCGAGUGGGUGUGGCUGCACUGGAGCGAGUACCUGCUGGCCCGGGAUGAGUUCUACCGCUGGUUCCAGAAGAUGACCGUGGUGCUCGAGCCCCCGGUGGAGCUGCAGCCGGGCCUGAAGGAGAAACGCUGGCAGCUGAGCCACGCCCAGGUGCUGCUUCACAACGUGGACAAUCAGGCCACGCUCCUGGACCGGCUGCUGGAGGAGGCGGCCUCCCUGUUCAACAGGAUCGGGGACCCCAGCGUGGACGAGGACGCGCAGGAGAAGAUGAAGGCCGAGUACGACGCAGUGAAGGCCAAAGCCCAGAACAGAGUGGACCUGCUGGAGCAGGUGACCCAGGAACACGAGCAUUUCCAGGUGAGCGUGGACGAGUUCCAGCUGUGGCUGAAGGCGGUGGUGGAGCGGGUGCACGGCUGCAUGGGGCGCAAGUGCCAGCUGAGCAUCAAGGACCGUCUCUCGGCACUGCAGGACAUCGCCAGUGACUUUCCCAGGGGUGAGGAGUCUUUGAAGAGGCUGGAGGAGCAGGCCGUGGGGGUCAUCCAGAACACCUCCCCUUUGGGUGCAGAGAAGAUCACCAGAGAACUGGAGGAGAUGCGGAACGUUCUGGAGAAGCUGCGUGCACUCUGGGAGGAGGAGGAGGGGCGGCUGCAGGGCCUGCUCAGGUCCAGGGGAGCCUAUGAGCAGCAGAGAGGGCAGCUGGAGGCUGAGCUGGCAGAGUUCAGGAAGGGCCUUCAGAGGUUGGCGGAGGACGGCCUGGAGCCCGCGGCCAAAGCAGGGACCCAGGACGAGCUGGUGGCCCGCUGGAGACUCUACUCGGCCACGCGGGCGGCGCUGGCCGCGGAGGAGCCUCGGGUGCACCGGCUGCAGGCCCGGCUGAAGGAGCUCGUCGUGUUCCCCCAGGACCCGCAGCCCCUCGCGGACGGUGUGCUCGCCGCCAUCCAGGAGCACCAGAGCAUGAAGACCAAGAGCAUCAGGCUGCGCAACGCCGCGGGCACGGACCUGUGGCAGCAUUUCCAGCGGCCUCUGCAGGAACUGCAGCUGUGGAGGGCUCUGGCCCAGAAGCUCCUGGAUGUCACCGCCAGCCUGCCAGACCUGCCCUCCAUCCACACCUUCCUGCCGCAGAUUGAGGCGGCCCUGGCGGAAAGCUCCCACCUGAAGGAGCAGCUGACGAUGCUGCAGCUGAAGAAAGACCUGCUGGGCAGCAUCUUUGGCCAGGAGAGAGCCACGGCCCUGCUGGAGCAGGUGGCAACUUCCGUGAGGGACAGAGACUUACUGCACAACCGGCUUCUGCAGAGAAAGAGCAAACUGCAGAGCUCACUCGCUCAACACAAAGAUUUCGGAGCGGCUUUUGAUCCCCUGCAGAGAAGGCUCUCAGACCUCCAAAUCAGGGUCCACGCUGAGAAUGGGCUUCAGCGGGACCUUUCUGGGAAACAGGCCCAGCUUUCAAGGUUGCAGGGGCUACAGGAGGAGGGGCUGGACCUGGGGAUGCAGGUGGAGGCCAUGAGGCCUCUCGUCCAGGGGAACUCCCACCACCAGCAUAGAAUGGACCAGCUCUCCUCUGACCACCAGACCCUGCACAGGUCUCUGGAGGACCUUGUGGACACGUGCCAGCAGAGCGUGCGGGAACAUUGCACCUUCAGCCACGAGCUUCUGGAGCUGCGACAGUGGAUCUCCGUGCUCACGCAGAAGCUGGAGGCCCACCGCGGGGACAUGGGCCCGUGGGAUGCCCGGUCCCGAGAGGUCGACGUCGAGAAGCUGCUGGAUGAAUUCCCGGGGAAGGAGGCCCAGCUGCCCCUGAUUGAAGCGCGCGGCCGGCUGGUGAUGGAGAAGUCUUCUCCGGAGGGCGCUGCUGUGGUCCAGAAGGAGCUGCAGGAGCUGGUGGAGGCUUGGGGAGCCCUGAGGCUGCUGGGGGGAAGCCUGCUGAGUCCGCAUCCCAUCACCGCGUUGACUGGGCUGAUAUGUCUUCUCAGCCUCAUCAGAAACCGGCAGCUGCAGAGGACGGAAGUGGAUUCGGGGAAGAAAAUGAUUUUCACCAACAACAUCCCAAAGACCGGGUUUCUCAUCACCCCCACGGAUCUUAUUUCCCGACACCACCGUCAGACAAAUGUGCUUCAGGAGGAGGAAGGCAGCUGUGAAGAUUUCUCCCAGCUCCUGAGGAACUUUGAGCACUGGUUGCAGGUGGAUAAUUCCAAGUUGGUUAGUGUCAUCUCCAUGAGAACUGCCACCGCCAAGGACCUGAGGACCAGAGAAACAAAACUGCAGGAGCUGGAGGCUCGGGUACCAGAAGGUCAGCAUCUCUUUGAAAACCUCCUCCGUCUCAGGCCAGCAAGGGGGUCCUCAGAUACGCUGGAGGACCUGCGCUACCGUUGGAUGCUCUACAAGUCCAAACUGAAGGACUCCAGCCGCCUGCUUACGCAGAGUUCUCCAGGGGAGCCGACUGGAUUCCAAAAGCUUCCUGAGCACCAACCUCGAAGAGCUUUAACGUGCCUUUCGAGAAGGGUGUCGCAGCGGGACCUUCGUGUGUUUAUUUUUCCUCUGUCCCCCAGAGGGAGAGAGAUGAAACCAGUGAUGUUCAAAGAUGCUGAAAACCCAGGAAAUGAUCAUUUAACAGCUUGUGGAUAAAUAUAUCUUGGUUUCUGUCCAUUUUUUUCUGCUCUCAACCACUGUUUCUUAAAACAUUUAUGAUCUAAAUAUAUGUGAACGUGCAAUUACUAGCUCUACAUUCUCUUUUCAUUUAUGUUUGAUUUUGUAGGACUCCACUGAGGAAGUGUCAGCUUUUAUUCUUUUCAUUUGCUUAUUUAUAUGCAUUCACGUUGUCUUUUAGAAAAUGUUUAAGGCAAGAUUUGAAUGUAUACAUGGUCAGCACAAUAAUUGUGAGGGUCGAAAUAACCUGCUUAUUGAUGUACACAGUCUAUUUUUAACCAAUAAAUGGAUUGGCUAGUUUUGAAAGUUGCACCCAGAAUCAAGAAAGAGAGAGAGAGGGAGGGAGGGAGGGAGAGAGCUAGGAAGGGAAAGAGGAAGGAAGGAAGGAAGGAAAGGAGAAAGGAAGAAAGAAAGGAAGGAAGGGAGAAAGAAAUUAGUGAUGCUCAUAGAAUUUGUUGAGCACCUAAGGUACCAGAAGCAGGAAAAAUGGCAAGUUUCCAGUACCAGCUUCGGAGCAGUGACCACUUUCCCCUCCAUUUCAAGUCCAAAAGACCAGCCCGCCCCCAAAGCAGGUGAGCCUGGUGGAUUGGUUAGUUUCUCUCGUCACCCGUCUAAAGGGAGGGCUCAGGAACCAGAAGGCACCCCACCUCGUCAGAACCCCCCCUGGAGGCAUCACUGCCUUCCUGCAGGCUGUCUACCGUCAGUCAGGUCCACAGAGGCCACAAGUCAGCCCAUCUUUGCUCUUGAAGACCUGGUGACACUAACCUAGUACUGACCAGCUAGCUCUUCAUGUUGGCUGGACUGGUCUGGUUAAUGCACGGUGAGCCAGGCGAGGGCGUGGUGGAGUGUGUGUGUGUGUGUGUGUGUGUGUGUGUGUGUGUGUGUGUGUGUUGAUGCUGUGUCUGUGGGCUUUGUUGUCAAAAGCAAAGUAAAUUUGUGUCAUUGUUUAAAAUGUUCUAUUAUGUAAACGGUAGACACAGGGACCAUAUCCACUCCCGUCAUAUUAUUUGUGAUUGUAAAACGCACAUUUGCGAUAAGUUAAGCGUUCUGGGAAGGCAAGCAGAGUGUGAGCCAAACGACGGUCUUGGAACGUGUGUGUAUUAUCUUGGUUCAUAUCAAGUCCAAAGCCGGCCGAGAGCCCU